This is a messenger RNA of Sphenostylis stenocarpa, 297 nucleotides long. The record is from the annotation of a GenBank genome assembly. Lineage: Eukaryota; Viridiplantae; Streptophyta; Magnoliopsida; Fabales; Fabaceae.
AUGCCUAUUGAGCUUGCAUUUUCUGCUCCUGUUGGAAUCACACUUACGGGAGGAAAUGCAGAAAAUUCCAUGAUUCUUUCGGAUUUGUCAUUACGUACUGAUUGCUCAACUAGUUUUGGAGCUUUUCCUAAGAUACUAAGAUUCAGGAUGACGUGCACUCUCUGCAUAAAGUGGAACAAGCAUACUGUUCAGAUCCAGGCGAUUCUAGGUCCAUUAGGUUCUCAGGUGAGUACUUAUACAACGCAUGAUUCUGUCACAUCCGGGAAGAUUAAGAAUGUACUGGCUGAAGAGGGGUAA